UGUGCGGCAGGAUGGAGGGGUUCAACAUCCCAUUGAGAUAUAAAUGCCUUCAAAAUCUGGACACCUGCUCUUCCUCACUGAAACGAGAACAUUUGAGCUCUACACAACAAACCGAAUAGACUCAUGAGGGUGCAAGUCUAAGGUUGAGCAGCAGUGAUGGACGUAUACUGCAGUAAUAACGUUCUUCAGGCCAGGAGAACCGUGGAGCAGCUGAGACUGGAGACAGAACUGCAAAGAAUCAAGAUUUCAGCAGCAGCAGAGCAGAUUGUUCAGUACUGUCAGGAACACAGGAGAGCCGAUCCACUCCUCACCGGGAUCGCCGCAUCCUCCAACCCGUUCAAAGACAAGAAGACAUGCGUGCUGCUGUGAGCAGCACCUUACAGCUAUCGAAUCACCAAUCUUCCUUUUUAUUUGUGUUGAAAUGACACCUUGACAAAUACAACUGAACUAUCAAAUUGUACAUUUAAAAAGCUUUAAAAAAAACAAAAACAA
This is a messenger RNA of Ctenopharyngodon idella (grass carp), 492 nucleotides long. It is a transcript of the gene gng14, whose product is annotated as G protein subunit gamma 14. Gene Ontology annotation, cellular component: heterotrimeric G-protein complex. Gene Ontology annotation, biological process: G protein-coupled receptor signaling pathway. The coding region runs from base 157 to 369 and encodes 70 amino acids. The transcript is spliced from 3 exons. Gene Ontology annotation, molecular function: G-protein beta-subunit binding. Lineage: Eukaryota; Metazoa; Chordata; Actinopteri; Cypriniformes; Xenocyprididae. The record is from RefSeq and is a predicted model, not a curated record.